Molecule: messenger RNA, 587 nt
Organism: Topomyia yanbarensis
Lineage: Eukaryota; Metazoa; Arthropoda; Insecta; Diptera; Culicidae
Exons: 2
Coding region: 50-544 (164 amino acids)
Source: RefSeq, a predicted model, not a curated record
UCAAGUUCGGUAGACUUGCCACGCUUAGUAUUAAUUCAAGGCUAAGCCGAUGAGGGUAACAUCUGCCAAGCAAACACAAAUUCGUACAAUGAAGUCUGAAGCUCUACCAAUUCUAGUGGCUCUGUUUACGUUCGCACUGGCUCAGGAAAUUCCACUACCUGAUCCGGCAGGCUGUAUAGCAUCUGAAUGCAUUACUCACGCACAAAUAAGGACUCUCUGGUGCCACACACAGCCAACGUUCUAUUGUCAGUGUGUUCCGCUUGAUUUGAUUGUUUGGGAAGUGAUGGUACGACCGUGUGCCCCCGGAACGUAUUUCAGUUUCCCGCAUCAAAAAUGCGUUUAUCCGGAAAUGCGUGAUCCUGAUGCUUGCUAUCCGGAUGGGAGCGGAAGUGGAAGCGGAGACGAUUCGUUUAUCCUAUGUGAUGAGCCGCCGUGUCGUGUAGAAAAGGACUCCCUGAAGGGGGUCGAUGCUCCGGAAGUAAUCGACGAUCAGCUGUUGGAAGAUGACGCCAUGGAGUUCUUGUUUCCCGGACGGCGUGUGUGACGUUUUUGUUGCGCUAAAUGAUAAAAUCAAUAAAAUAUUUUGA